GAGAGCCUUGGUUCACUUGCAACGUGUCAAUUGCACUGGCUCUCUCGCUGCUCUUCCCUCUCCCCUUUUCUUUUUCUUUUUUUCUUUUUCUUCCGGGGAUGGUGACUUGGUAGCUGGGUGGCUUUUUAGUGACAUCCAGAAAACCCUUCCCAGGCAAGCGAUGGCUUAGAGAAGAGGGAAGGAGGCAGGAGAAGAAGAAGAAGAAGAAAAAGAAGAAGAAGAAGAAGAUGAGUUUCCACAAGGAGGAUGGUGUGGGGAGCCUGUGUCACAAGGCGCUGCAGAUCAUCUCAGAGCUGUGCCUGGGGGGCCAGGUGGAGCGGGAGAAAUGUUCAGGCAUCUUCUUCCCCUUGGAGACCACCAAGCAAGGUAUAGGCAGCACAGACAUCUCAGUCAGUCUGCUAGCAGUAGUCGUCAGCUUCUGUGGGCUUGCCUUGCUGGUAGUCUCGCUAUUUGUCUUUUGGAAGUUGUGUUGGCCAUGCUGGAGAAGCAAACCUCUUAUUUCUAAUACCAGUAAUAUCCCUCAAAGCACCUGUAGUGCUCCUACUGAGGUUUUCGAAACCAAUGAGAAAAAGGAAAUUAAAGAAAAUGGGAAACCUUCAGUGAAGGUACUUGAGGCUGCAAUGAAAAUUAGCCACACUUCACCUGAUAUUCCAGCAGAAGUCCAGAAUGCAUUGAAAGAACAUCUAAUUAAACAUGCACGCAUGCAGAGGCAGAUCACUGAGCCUACAUCCUCAUCCAGGCAUAAUUCUUUCAGGAGGCACUUGCCAAGGCAGAUGCAAGUGUCCAGUGUUGAUUUUAACAUGGGGACAGAUCCGAUUUUACAACGGGGUGAGACAACAACCAGCAUUGGGCGAAUAAAACCAGAACUCUAUAAACAGAAGUCUGUUGAUUCGGAAGACAAGCAAGAAGAUGUGAAAAUCUGUGGGAAACUUAACUUUACUCUACAGUAUGAUUAUGAAAAUGAACUCCUUGUUGUUACCAUUGUCAAAGCCUUAGAGCUACCUGCUAAAGACUUCACAGGAACCUCAGACCCGUAUGUUAAGAUUUACCUUCUCCCAGACAGGAAAAAGAAGUUUCAGACACGGGUUCACAGAAAGACUUUAAAUCCUGUCUUUGAUGAAACCUUUCAGUUUCCUGUAGCCUAUGAUCAGCUCAGCAACAGGAAAUUGCAUUUCAGUGUAUAUGAUUUUGACAGAUUUUCUAGACAUGACAUGAUUGGGGAAGUUAUUCUUGAUAACUUUUUUGAAGUCUCUGAUCUCUCCAGGGAAGCCACUGUGUGGAAAGACAUCCACUGUGCCACCACAGAAAGCAUAGAUUUGGGUGAAAUCAUGUUUUCCCUUUGCUAUUUACCUACUGCCGGGCGAAUGACGUUAACAGUAAUCAAAUGUAGAAAUCUCAAAGCGAUGGAUGUAACUGGCGCUUCGGAUCCGUAUGUCAAAGUCUCACUGAUGUGUGAGGGUCGAAGGCUGAAAAAGCGGAAAACAACUACAAAGAAAAACACACUUAAUCCAAUUUAUAAUGAGGCCAUCAUCUUCGAUAUCCCUCCAGAGAAUGUGGACCAGGUCAGCCUCUCCAUUGCUGUGAUGGACUAUGAUCGAGUAGGACACAAUGAGGUGAUCGGGGUGUGUAGGACAGGACUUGAUGCUGAAGGACUUGGAAGAGAUCACUGGAAUGAAAUGCUGGCUUACCCCCGUAAACCUAUUACUCAUUGGCAUCCAUUGGUAGAGUUACCUGGCCAGGCAACCAGUUUUGAUAGCCAGGGGUCUUGUUCAUCACCAAAACCACCACCUACACCCUAGGGCACGAGAACGGAUUCAUCACAUCCAGUGUCCAAGCUCCAUGUCCAUCACACCUACAUUAACAAAAGGUUUGGCUUCCUGAGAUGAACUGUAUCCAUAUUUUUGUAUUAAAAUAGAUUUUCUUCCUGUUCUAAGUCUUAUAUUAGAGUUUCUAAUAAUUUCUUAAGAAUGAAUUUCACUUGAGCCAAAAUACUCCUUCCUUAUGCAAAGAUAUUCAUUUUUCUCUCUGUCAUAAAGUAUUGUUUUGAUACAACCUGUUUCUUUGCAAAUGGAAGGAAAUCAGAAAAAAACAAAUACAUAUAUACUAGCACUUGAAAAUAAAUGGAGUUUAUGAUGCUAUUCCUUUUAAAGUAGCAAAAUUGUCAUAUACCGCACUUACUUUGUAACUUGCAUCUAAAUUAUAAAUUUUGCACUAAACCGUAUAUGACCAUUAAAGAAAACGUUUACAGAUUUUGAUGUACUAGGAAAAGACAAUUCUAACAACAUAAUGUCCAGUUUCUCUAUGAUUGUCUUGAACGUUACUUUGCUCACCAUGGGCCCGCACCAGAACCCACUGAAGUCAAUGGAAAGGAUCCUAUUGAAUUCAUUUGGUUUUAGUUCAGGUCCUAUGGACCAUAUCCUGCAAAUGAAUGCAUGCAGUUGAACCCUUACAACAAUCCUACUGACAUUAUGGAGACAACUAUGUGGUAUUUGAUAUCCAAGCUAUUUUGACUGGAUGCCUUGUUCACAUGGGAUUGGUUCUGUUCUGUUCCUAUGAAUUCAAUAGGACUGGAUAAGUGUUUUUCUUAGAAUCAGGCAUCCAGUGAAAAUACUUGUGAUUAUGAAUUUGAAAUUUGCCUUCUGUCAAUAUAGUGAGGUAGAAACUUAAAUGUUACUAACUCAUAGAACAUUCCUGCUAGUAAACUCAAGAAUAUUCAAGGAAAAAAAAUACAAACUGAGCAUCAGUUAAAGCUAGUUGGUUAAAAAACUGAAUAAAUACUAGCACGUUACUUUGCAGUAUUGAUCCAAGUCUCAGUAAAACUCCAGUUUAGCUCAGUGAGAGAAUCUGUACUGAGUAAGGACAGAGAAAAGGCUGCAGGACUGGGCCCUGGACUUUUAAAGAUGAGCUACAAUAGGAAAAUUAAUUAGAGUUGUUCCCUUUUUUCUGUUUCUUUGUUUGCUUGUUUCUUUUUGACAUAUAAAGAAAGCCAGAAAGGUUUCAGUUUAAAAACAAAUCCCAAAACAGCCUAAAAUUAGAAAUGUAUGUCCUGUUUAUGCAGAAAAACUCUGUAACGUUGGGAGAGCUACCAAAUUCUGACAUGACAGAAGUCAAGAGAAUGAAAACUGAGAGGAGGGGACUUUUACUCAGACUUAAAAAAAUCUUUUGGGUUUGGUUGGCUCUGUCAAUGUGUAUUUAUUUCAGUGACUAACAUUUUGGAUAAAUAAUAUAUUUAUAAAAAUCCAUCACCUCCAGCUUUUUCAUUAAGGUGUGAUAGCUCCCAGUAAACAUGCUCUUAGAUGUCUAUUAUUUCCUCCAGAAAAACCACAGAAAGCUAGUCUUGAUGUUCUAGUAAAACCAAGCAUAAAAUAAUUACAUACACAAACACAUAGGCCUUCUUUAUAUAUUACUGUAAACAAAAACAAAAAAAGGGACCAACUGUUGAAAAAAUUCAUUGCAAGCCACCUUUGCUGAAUCCUACAGAAACUGUUUCCUUCUAGAGAUUUGGUCCUCUUGUCCCAUGGUAUUUUAACCCUCAAGAUUAUAUUUUAAUAAAUAUAUAUAUAUACAUACAGCCUUGCAAAGUUUUACUCAUCCACUUGCCUUGGGCAUGUCAAUUUUUUAAAUAGGAGAGUAAACUGUAAUUUGGUUUUCAUCACCAUCAUCAUCAUGAGAUUUUGUGCCUGGGCUGGUAAAUUUUCGUGAUAGUUUUGCAAGGCUGAUAUAGAGACAUAGUUAUAUAUCUCGAGAUUCAAAAACUAUUUUGAGUAUACAUUUAUCUUAAUAUAAAGUAUUAUAGGAAAUGGGGUUUUGUGCCCCAAAAGUUACUAUUUUGUAAUGUGGUACUGUAACAGUUGACUGCAUAUUCUUUGCACUUUUUUGCAUCUAAUAUCCAAAAAAAGCUAACAAGUUCACAAUCAAAUGUAGCAUUAGUGUUCACUAAUGAACAAUAUCUUGUUUAUAACUGUUUCAUCAUUUUCUAUUAAUAUCAUGUAUGUUUUAUUAUAAGUGGCAAGAUAUUUAAAUGAUCUCUUUCUUGGAUUUAAAUUAUUAUCCAGAACCAAAGGAAUAAUAAUCCAGUUUGUGCUCUUUUUUUUGUUCAUAAAAUUAUUAAUAAUGGCUUGUGUUUUCAAACUUGAUUUGUGGGUGCUCUGCCCCUCUGAAAAACCAGGCUGCUUAAUUAGGUGCCUACUCAUAUGAGUUGAAAUCCUUAAAUUUAGGCAUCCGACUUUCAAAAAAAGUCUAGCUGUAGAUUAUAGACUGUUUUUCUUAUUGUGCCCUUAUCAGUGAUGUAUUUAAGUAAUGUAAAAUGGUUUAUUUUUUCAUUGAUCCUUUGAGUAUUGAUCCUGCAAAGUUAAGUCUGUGCUUCAUUUACCAUGUGAGCAAUUCCAUUCCUUUCAAGGGGAUUUCUCACAAGUUAUGCACGUGUGUAGCUUCUUGCAGGAUUUGGAGCCUUAGAUGAUACCAUUUUUUCUGAAGACCACCAUGUUAAAAGUGUACAGCUUUGUCAUAAAAGUUCACUUAGAGUGAAAAUUUAGCAAAGAAAGUCUCCGUGAAUGAAUAAAUCACUUUUCCUUCCAGCUUUCAAGAAACAUAAUUGUGCUUAAUUUGUAGACAAGGUGCAAAAAAAUUGAAGAAAUGUUUUGAUUACCUAUAUUUGCAUAUUCGAAAUGUCAUAAAUAUUAUUUUGAUUUAAACACAAUCAAAUUUAGCAAGUGGUUUGCGUAAAAUAUAUUCCAAUAACAUCUGGCAAUUUGAAAAACUCACAUUUCUAAAAGCCUGAAUUUACCUUGAAUUGGCUGGGCACAGUAAUUAUUUUUCAUAAGAAAUUUUUUUGUACUACAGAAUUUGUAAUGCUUUCAGAACAGCAAACUCCACCUAUACGUACUGUAUGUACAUGAUGGAUUAAGUGGCUCCAAAAAAAUUGUUCAGCUCUUAUAUAUACUUACAAUAAUACACUAUAAAAUGGAAAAGCCAAAAUGCAGAUUUCUCCUAUGAGCCAUUCUGGUUUCUUGGGUAAAUAAUGAAGUGUUUCCCCACCAUACUAAUGAGCUAAAAAAAAAACCCAUAAAACACAGUUUGAACUACAAUGAAGCUGUCCGUAGGUCUAUGCAAAAAGUUUGAGUGGAACUUGAAAACCAGGGUAGGUUUGGGUUUCUAGUGGGGCUGCAAACAAACAGAAGCAGAUGUUCACAAAUAGCCACUGAAACUGGGCUGAUCCAGUUCACACAUCGCCCUCUUUAAUCUGGACUGUAGAUCUGCCAAACUCCACUGACUUGUCUCUUCCCCCUCCAUCUUCCCAACGCCUCGCCGCUUUUUUCCUACAACCUUUUCUCUACCAGGUUUGUAUUCAAGCAGCAGUGAUCUGACACUGACUUUCCCUUGUACUGCCUCAAGAGGAUUUCUGGCCUUAGAAUCUA
Molecule: messenger RNA, 5417 nt
Organism: Chelonia mydas (Green sea turtle)
Lineage: Eukaryota; Metazoa; Chordata; Testudines; Cheloniidae
Gene: SYT10
Product: synaptotagmin 10
Exons: 7
Coding region: 228-1799 (523 amino acids)
Biological process (GO): cellular response to calcium ion; regulation of dopamine secretion; regulation of calcium ion-dependent exocytosis
Cellular component (GO): membrane
Molecular function (GO): syntaxin binding; calcium-dependent phospholipid binding; calcium ion binding
Source: RefSeq, a predicted model, not a curated record